UUUUUUUUUUUUAUACUCAUCCGUAGCUACACGCGCGGCCUGCAGCACUCUCAUCGCCGUCGUUCGCACAAGUUCGUACGACAGUUGUAAACGCCGGUGUCGGUACUAUUAAUAUUAUUGUGUAUCACUAUCGUCGUCGCCGCCGACAACGUCACUUCGCCCGGUAUCGCUGCACGUUCUGCUGUUGUCCAAAACGUUGUCCGCACCGUGCACGAAUCACGUCAACCGCACCAGUAGAAGCCGACUGUCGCGGAUUAUUAUCUCGAAUCGCAGUUCGCACGUUCAUCUUCCUCUCGUCCGACGCUCAUCAAUCGAAAAUGUCCGACGACAAAGUAAUCGGCCACCGGUUGCAGAGCUUCAAGCACCGAGGCAAAACCGAAAUCGAAAGGCGAAGAAUAAGAAGUGAAGUUACUGUUGGUAUUCGUAAAAAUAAACAGGAGCAAGAACUAAUGAAACGUAGAAAUGUUGGUGAAGUUAUGAAUGAGGAUGCAGAUGCAGAAAAACCUUUAACUGAUAAAGAUUUACGGUCAUUAGUUGAAGAAGCUGGUAGUAAUAAUCCAGAUGUACAACUUAAAGCCAUUCAAUCAGCAAGAAAAUUACUUUCAUCGGAUCGAAAUCCACCAAUAGAUGAGCUUAUUAACAGUGAAAUACUUCCUAUUUUGGUUCGAUGUUUAGAUGAGCAUAAUAACCCAACUUUGCAAUUUGAAGCUGCAUGGGCUUUAACUAAUAUUGCUAGUGGUACAUCACUUCAAACUCAAGCAGUUGUUUCAGCUGGAGCUGUUCCAUUGUUUUUAAAUUUAUUAAACUCAUCUAAUCAGACAGUUUGUGAACAAGCAGUUUGGGCAUUAGGUAAUAUUAUUGGCGAUGGUCCGCAGUUACGUGAUUAUGUUAUUAGUUUGAAUGUUGUGCCAAGAUUACUUUUAUUUAUCAAUCCAACGAUACCAAUAACUUUCAUGCGAAAUGUCACUUGGGUCAUAGUUAAUUUGUGUCGAAAUAAAGAUCCACCACCAGUACAACAUGUAAUUGAUGAACUUCUACCUGCCCUUAAUUAUUUGAUUAAUAAUAAAGAUAUUAAUAUAUUAGUUGAUACAGUUUGGGCUAUUAGCUAUUUGACAGAUGGUGGUAAUGAUCAAAUUCAAAGAGUAAUUGACAGUGGUAUUGUGCCUAAUUUAAUUCCAUUAUUAUCUCAUAAAGAAGUAAAGGUACAAACAGCAGCAUUACGCGCAAUAGGAAAUAUAGUUACUGGAACUGAUGAACAAACUCAAGUAGUACUUGAUGCUGGAGCAUUAUGUCAUUUUCCAGCUUUACUUUCUCAUUCGAAAGAGAAGAUUUGCAAGGAAGCUGUUUGGUUCCUUUCAAAUGUUACUGCUGGAAAUCAAGUGCAAGUUCAAGCUGUUAUAGAUGCUGGACUGAUACCAAAAAUAAUAAUGCAUCUUUCUAAGAGUGAAUUCCAAACACAGAAGGAAGCAGCAUGGGCAAUUACUAAUUUAACUAUCAGUGGCAAUAGUCAACAAGUAGAUUGUAUUAUCAAUGCAGGUGUUGUUGCUCCCCUUUGUGCUCUCUUAUCUUGUCAAGAUAGUCAGGUUAUCCAAGUGGUUUUAGAUGGCUUACAAAAUAUGCUGAAAAUUGCUGGUCCUGAUGUUGAUGCCUUAGCUAAUCUGAUAGAAGAAUGUGAAGGACUUGAUAAAAUCGAACAACUUCAAAACCAUGAGAGUGUUGAAAUUUACAAAGUUGCGUUUGACAUCAUUGAGAGAUAUUUCUCAGAGGAAUCAAGUUCACCCACUCAACCUCCGUCAUGUUUCGAAUUCAAUCCGGCUAAUUCAAACACACAGUUUAAAUUUUAGAAUUUUUUUGAAUGUUGAGUUGACAUGGAUCACUCGUUCGGUAUUAUACUGUAUCUAUGACUUGAAAAUCAUUGCGUUGCUUUGUAUCAA
Sipha flava (yellow sugarcane aphid) is the source of this 1934-nucleotide messenger RNA. It is a transcript of the gene Kap-alpha3, whose product is annotated as importin subunit alpha-4. Gene Ontology annotation, cellular component: cytoplasm; nucleus; nucleoplasm. Gene Ontology annotation, molecular function: protein binding; nuclear import signal receptor activity. Lineage: Eukaryota; Metazoa; Arthropoda; Insecta; Hemiptera; Aphididae. The record is from RefSeq and is a predicted model, not a curated record. Gene Ontology annotation, biological process: NLS-bearing protein import into nucleus. The transcript has 11 exons. The coding region runs from base 318 to 1844 and encodes 508 amino acids.